Molecule: messenger RNA, 1509 nt
Organism: Australozyma saopauloensis
Lineage: Eukaryota; Fungi; Ascomycota; Pichiomycetes; Serinales; Metschnikowiaceae
Exons: 1
Coding region: 1-1509 (502 amino acids)
Source: RefSeq, a predicted model, not a curated record
AUGGUGAUUACGUUUCAUCACCUCAGCACGGUGACAUUUUGCAACUUGCGGCCGAACAAAUGUUUGUCCGUCCAAUCAGAGUCGCUGCUGCUUUUCUUUUCGCUACAUACAGCGUCAAACGAGCUUCUAUACGUCAGUGAGCAAGCGGAAUACGAAACCAAUGCCAGUUUCGGUGCGAUCUGCUUACCAGAUUACGAAAAGAAUUUGAGUCAAAUUUGUGUCAAACUCUGGGGGCUACGGCAUAAUUCUGAGCAGUAUUCAUUGCUCUACAAUGUUCAAGUGAACCUACGAGAUUUGGUGUGUAUGCGAAAUGCAUCACAAGGAUUUGAGUCGAGCCAAAUUAUAGAUAAUUCAAUGAUCUUCGGACUCCAGGAUGUCUCUUUUGUGGUCAGAUCCGACUUAAGAGUACCUAUACCAUCGCCUACCAUGUCUAUAGUGGAGUAUGCCAAAAGCAAGCUGACAAUUCCGCGAUCAUCUUAUACGUAUGAUGAUGUGAGGCGUCUUUGUAGCCUUUCCAAUGGCAUCAAUGAUUUUGCUGCAUCUGAGAGCAAAUUGUGUGAGGAAAUUGAUAGAAUUGAGGAAGAAUUCCUGAAUGCCUCAACUCAAGAAAAGCUUCGUUCUUUAAAAGUACAUCUUCAUGAUCUCCACAAGUAUGUUGCAAAACAACACUCACUCAAUGACGAACUUCUGUCUUCUAUUUGGGCCAAAGAAAGACAAGUGAAGGCGCUACUGUCUUGCUUGAAGGACGAGAUUCCACCAAAGUUAGAGCUUAUUGCUGAUAAGCUCGAUAUAGUCAAGUCUGAAGUUGCGCCCAUUUUUGAGGCCCUACAAUUUUCCAUUUAUCCAGAUUUGGUUGAGCUCCUUCGCACGAUAUGUGGUGUAAUAAGGGAAGUAUUUCCGAUCCAUUUAGACGAGAACGGAUGCAAUUACUCAAUUGCACAUAUCAACUUCCCAGCCAAUAUUCUGGAGAUUCUCACAGAAUGUUAUGAACCCCAGUUUGUCAUGGUUGGCUCGACUAGCGAAAGCUCUGUCGAGAGGAUUAACGCAGGUCUAUCAGUAAUAGUCCACCUACUUCUACAUUUGUCCUCAUUAUUGGAUAUUAAAUUGAAAUAUGGUAUUGUACAAAACAAAUCGCACUACUUCUUAGUUGAGAUGUGCUCCCUGUUUCGGAAAGUAUCUAGCGCCAACUCAAGUUACGCUGGUGAGUUUGAUCUAGUUGAGGCACGAUACCCGUUGUUUUACGAUGCUGCUGGUUCAGAAAAGAUAGCCAAAGUUGCUGGCCCUGUGAAGAGCUAUGAGUUGAAAAAUCAAAACUUCGAGCGUGCCCUUCUUCUCCUCAAGAAAAAUGUCAUAGCAUUCAGUUCGGACGUAAUGGAUCUCUAUUCGAAAUAUCUUUACGGCAAAAUGGAAGUUGGAAAGCUCACCAGCAACAUCCCAGUCGAGUGUAUUGACAAUUUUGUCUGGACAAUUAAUUAUUUGCUACUCUUUAUGACGGCUCCCCUUCCAUGA